This is a messenger RNA of Westerdykella ornata, 980 nucleotides long. RefSeq lists its product as uncharacterized. The record is from RefSeq and is a predicted model, not a curated record. Bases 311 to 730 code for a protein of 139 amino acids. Lineage: Eukaryota; Fungi; Ascomycota; Dothideomycetes; Pleosporales; Sporormiaceae. The transcript has a single exon.
UCCUGACAUUUCUCCAUCCACUCAGCAGUAUCGCCCUUGCUGUUUCAUCGAUCGGAUCCACGAAUCAACACCACCCUCACAACAGAAUCACCACCCACAACCUCUUCUCUCAUCCUCGAAGAAAGCAAAACUGCUACACCACCCAUCUCCGCCGAAUCCUUUUCCAAACGCACACUCCCACACCUCUAUCACAACUUCAUCGUCCACAGCGCAAGGACAUCUCGAAGUUUCCAUUCUCCGUAUCCUACCUCUUCACGGCGUAACUCUCUCCAUACUUUCCCAAGUCGACAACACCGACCGAGAAUCAAAAAUGUUCCGCACAAGCGUAACCCGCUUCCUCACCACCAGCAGCACCCGCCUCUUCUCCACGUCCCUUGCCCGCCACAAGACUCCGCUCGAAACCGUCAAGGAUGCCGCCAAAGCCGUCGACCGCAAGGUCAGCGAUGCGGCGGUGAAGGGCAUCGAGACGGGCGAGAAGGUGGCCGAGAAGGUGAAGGGGAAGCUGCCCGAGAGCACGGGGGAGGCCAAGGGCGAGGCCAAGGAGGUGUACGGGCAGGCGAAGGGGAAGGCGUCUGAGCUGAGUGGGUCGGUGAGCGGGAAGGCCAGCGAGUUGAGUGGGGAAGCGAGUGGAAAGGCCAGUGAGUUGAGCGGGAAGGCUAGCGAGCUUGCUGGGGAGGCGAAGGGGAAGGCCCAGGAGUUGAAGGGGGAGGCAAAGUCGAAGAUGCCGUAGGGGUGCUGUUGAGCAGGACGGAGGAGGGAAUGAUGCAUGAGGGUCAGAGAUGGGGGCCUGGUUGAAGCAAUCAUCAUGGUGUCGACCUGUACAGUAUCAUAGGCGUUUUGCAUGCAGCAUCAAGGAACUCUGGAUUUUCAAUGAAAAAGGAGUUUUCAUUAUGCCUACUCGUGCUCUCCAAAUGGUAUCAAAGACAUCACUUCUUUUCCAGUGUCUAUCAGCGUGAUUGCGCAGAGACACACUCGACAUC